AUGGACUUCGAGGGGCGGCGGCUGCGCCAGGUGGGCGGCUUCGGGCGGCGGUCGCGCUUCCUGGCGGCCGCCUCGGGGCUGCCCAACGCGGGGCUGGCGCUGGGGCUGGCCGCGGGGCUGCUCCUGGCCGCCGUCCCGCCGCACCGCUGCCGCCCGGACCCCGCGCUGCUCCCCGCCGCCCUGCGCAACGCCAGCGGCCCGGAACUGCGUAACGCCUCGGCGCCGCCGGGCAGCCGCUGCCGGCUCUACCGCUAUCCGCGGUCCGGAGGCGGCACCGGCCCGCCCAACGGCACCGGGCCCUGCACCCGCGGCUGGCAGUACACGCUGCCCGCGGCCGGGCUCCGCUCCACGCUGGUCACACAGUGGGACCUGGUGUGCGCCAAGCAGUGGCAGGUGCCGCUGGAACAGACCACCCACCUCUUGGGAUGGCUGGUGGGCUACGCGGCCCUCGGGGCGGCCUGCGACAGAUUUGGCCGUCGGACCACCUUCGUUCUUUCCUUGGUGCUGUCUGUCCUGCUGGGCUCCGGUGUGGCGCUGGCAGUGGAUUACCUUAUGCUGGUUGUGAUGCGGAUGCUCUUUGGGGCCGUGCUGGCAGGGGGCUUCCUCUCCCUCUACGUGGCACGCCUGGAGUUGUGUGAUCCCCCCCACCGCCUGACAGUCACGAUGAGCGCCAGCUUCUUCUGGGUUGCUGGGCAGCUGAUCCUGCCAGGACUGGCCGUGGCCGUUGCGGAGUGGCGGCUGCUCCAGGGGGCCAUCACAUUGGGGCUGACUCUGCUGGCUGCUUGCUGGUGGUCUCCCUCUCUCUUUCCCGAGUCAGCCCGGUGGCUCUUGGCCACUCAGCAGCUGCAGAGAGGCAAGCGGGCCCUGCUGGACCUGGCCAGGGGCAACGGAGUCAGCCUGGAAAAUGACUCCGCAACAGGGGAGACGGACAGCCGGGCAGGAGGCGUCCCCAGAGCAGAGUACCACAGCGUCUGCCGGAUCUUCAGCACACGAGUGGUAUGGAAGAACAGCCUCAUUCUUGGCUUCACUGCGUUCAUUGGGAGCGGCAUCCGCCACUGUUUUGCCCGCAACUUGGUUCCGUAUGCGCCCCGCUUUUACUUCCCCUACUUCCUGCUGGCGGGGAGCGAAGCGGUGGCCAUCCUCUUCCUCUGCCUGACUGUGGAUCACUUUGGCCGCCGGGCAGUCCUCCUCUUUGGCACCAUCCUCACUGGGGUUUCCUCCCUGCUCCUCCUGGCCCUGAUGCAGUAUUUGAUGGCCUGGCUUGUCUUGGCACUCUCCAUCCUGGGCAUUCUGGCAUCUCAAGCUGUUGCUGCCCUCAGCAUCUUCUUUGCCAGCGAGGUGCUGCCCACCGUGGUCAGGGGAGCCGGGCUGGGCCUCAUCCUGGCUGCACACACACUGGGCCAGACGGCCACCCCGAUCAUGGACAUCCAGCACAGCCGGGGGUUCUUCUUGCACCAUGUGGUCUUCGCCUCCUUCGCCAUCCUCUCGGUGCUCAGCGUGAUGCUCCUCCCGGAGACCAGCCACAGGCCCCUGCCGGACUCCGUGCAGGAGGGGGAGAGCCUGCACCGGCCGCCGCUCUUCCACCCCACCCGCCGUCACUGCCGCCGCCAGGACCAGCUGCCACUGCUCUCCACCCACGGGGGGAGCAGCCCCUAUGACCCCGAGAGCUACGCCCACCUGGUCACGGCCACCAAGAAGAUGCUGGGCAGCCAUGGGGGGGGCGCUGGUGCUGGGGGGCAAGGCAGCUCACUGACCCCAGAGACCUAA
This is a messenger RNA of Protobothrops mucrosquamatus (brown spotted pit viper), 1767 nucleotides long. It is a transcript of the gene SLC22A31, whose product is annotated as solute carrier family 22 member 31. Gene Ontology annotation, molecular function: transmembrane transporter activity. The coding region runs from base 1 to 1767 and encodes 588 amino acids. Lineage: Eukaryota; Metazoa; Chordata; Lepidosauria; Squamata; Viperidae. The record is from RefSeq and is a predicted model, not a curated record. The transcript is spliced from 9 exons. Gene Ontology annotation, cellular component: membrane. Gene Ontology annotation, biological process: transmembrane transport.